AUGGCAGACGACGGUGUGUCCCUAAGUUUGUCAACGGCUAUCUGGUCGUCAGUUAAACCAAUUCUCAAAAUCUACUUCAUCAUCUUCACAGGGUUCCUUCUCACGCGGAAAAACAUUUUGACCGUUGAAACUUCCAGAAACUUGUCAGAUUUGGUGGUCACUGUAGCCCUUCCUGCGCUUACUUUCAGCAAGCUCGUUUCCAAUAUAUCUUACCAGGAUGCCGAAUCCAUUGGGGUAUUGUCGUUUGUUUGCUUUCUUGUCAUGGGGAUGGGCGGUAUUCUUGGAUUGGGGGUCAACUACAUCACACCCGCUCCAAAAGUCUUCUUCUACGGGUUAAUUUCUUGUGGUAUGUUCACCAACAUCAGCGAUUUACCUAUUGCUUUCAUUCAAGGUAUCCCACCGGUUGUUUUCGAUACCCAGGCGAUCGAUAAAGGGGUGGCUUACGUUUGCAUUUUCUUGUUUGCUGAAAUGUUUGUGUUUUUCAAUCUUGGGUGCAAUCAGCUUCUCGGGCUAGAUUUCAAGACCCAAGCUUCUCAAGAUACAGAUACAGGCGACGGGAGUAUUGAUGAUAAUGCUUCCACAGAAACUGAGAAUCACAUCCAAGCCUCCACUUCAGCAAGAUCGCAAGCAUCUAGCAACCUUAGAUCUGUCCUGUUACACGCCUCUGCUGGAGCGCCCAGAAGAGUUAAUGGACUCAUUCGUGAAUAUAGUGAGGUCAAUGCUGCUCCUAAUUACCAAGGAAAUGAUAUUGACCCAUUAGAUCAAUUGAGCGUGGUGCGGACUCGCACCAGGCAGCUGCAGAAUAUUGCCGAGGUCGAUGGAAUUGAACCACGCGACUCAGAAUCUUUGGAAGCUGCUGAGAGAAAAUCAUUUGCGGAAAAAUACCAUCUUACUCCAAUAUUGUUUGUUCUUCUGAACUUCAAACGUCCUGCUUCCAUGUCGAUCUUACUUGGGUUGAUUGUUGCUAUUGUUCCUUGGCUCAAAGCAUUGUUUGUCCAGUAUGACAAUCAUGUCGAUUACCCAAAUUCCCCAGAUGGGAACCCUCCGCUCCAUUUUAUCAUUGAUAUUACCACCCACGUUGGUAAUGCACAAGUACCCCUUGGUUUGAUCAUUCUUGGGGGUACGUUAGGACGUGUUGAAUCAAAAAGUAUUUCCAAGGGGCUAGUUAUCACCGCCCUUUGUUUGGCGUUGGUUAGAUUGGUGAUCUUGCCGAUCAUUGGGGUUACCUUGAUGACCAAAUUUAGAAAUAUGGGCUGGUUCCAAGAUGAUAUGGCAAUGUUUUUAGCGAUAUUGAACUGGGGGUUGCCCUCUAUGACCACAAUAAUUUAUAUUAUUGCGUUCUUCACCCCACUUGAUGGCCCGUAUGUUCAAAUGGACUGCGUUGCCGUGAUUUUGAUGGUGCAGUAUUUCUUUUUAGUCAUUUCGUUUCCUAUUUUGACUACCUUCACCUUGAAACACUCUUUGGGUUACUAG
Molecule: messenger RNA, 1473 nt
Organism: Saccharomycopsis crataegensis
Lineage: Eukaryota; Fungi; Ascomycota; Saccharomycetes; Ascoideales; Saccharomycopsidaceae
Exons: 1
Coding region: 1-1473 (490 amino acids)
Biological process (GO): transmembrane transport
Cellular component (GO): membrane
Source: RefSeq, a predicted model, not a curated record